AUUAUACACCUUGCACUGACCACUAUCAGCGAGUCCCACGGGUCCCCGAGUUUAAUGACAACGAGUUUCCGAUGGCAGCGGGCUGCAAAAUUGCAAUUUUAAUCAUAGACGUAUAAUAUAACAUUUUCAUAAUAUUUGUGUACUGUGAUAAGUGAUAACACUAUUUGACAAUAAAUUAAUAUAAUAUUGUCCACAUUAGAUAUUAUUGAACCUGUUAUGAAUAAAUCGUAGUUACUAAGAAUCCAGAAUUCCGACUUGUGCACCAUUACAAUGCCUGAGAAUUAUGGCUGUGAUCAUUGUGAAAAAACAUUCACAAAUCGUCGACACUAUGAUCUGCACGUUGACGGUCAUUUGCGCAACGUUUGUCGUGUUUGCGGAUCAUCAUGCAACAGCCGCAAGAUGUUGGUCGCUCAUAUGUCUACAGUCCAUGGAUCCAAAUUGGAACCAAUUGUGUUGAAUUGUAAGUACUGUAUGAAAACGUUUGUUCAAAAACGUUCGUUGCACUUGCAUUACAAGACUGUGCACAAAAACACGGGUACUAUAUGUCUUGAUUGCGGACAGCCGUUUGACAGCAAACAAGAACUUGCUGAUCAUGUAAAAACAAUUAAGCACGGCGAUGGUUUCAUAUGCCACAAGUGUGGGGAAGUAUUCACCCGAAACCAACAAUAUAAGUUACAUUUACAAAGGCACGAUGCAUACUGUUGUUUCAAUUGCAAUGCACAAUUUGCAAAUUCUAAAAAGUUGAACAAACAUUUGAAAUUGUGUGUUUCAAUACCACCGACCGACAACUAUUCAAAAAAUAAACAGUCAACCACAGGUGUUGUAUAUGAAUGCAUUGAGUGCAAAAAGUCGUUUGAGAAAAAAAAAUAUUAUAAACGCCAUAUGAAAACAGUCGUUCACUCAGGUAAUAAAGUCGAUAAUCCAUUUUAUUGUGCCCACUGUCCAAAGAUAUUUUAUUAUAAAUUUAAUUUAUCAUCACACAUGAAACAAGUUCAUUUUAAACAGUACAAUAAUUAUAUUUGUAACUUGUGCGGGCGAAGUUUUCAGUAUGGAAACAAUUAUAAAAGGCACAAAGAUUCUCAUAUGCAAGUCAGAAACUAUGUUUGUGAACAUUGUGGUGCUUGUUUUUAUCGCAAACACGCUUUACAAGAUCACCAAAUUGCUAUACAUAAAGAAGAAAAAAAUUUUGUUUGCAAUGUAUGUGGUGAUAAUUUUAAAUUAAAAUCAAUUUUAAUAAGGCAUAUGAAAAAUCAUUCUGAAACCAAAAAAUAUGUGUGCCAUUGCAAACGUAUAUUUAAAUUUGCAUCCAAUUUACGACGUCACCAAGUCAACAUCCACAAUCAAGUAUAUACUGAAUCUGUUAAAAUAAAACGCUUUGUGGAAGAUAAUAGCCGUUCGUCUCCUUUGGCGGUCAUGAACGAAGAAAAAGAAAUACAAAGAUUGAAACAAAAAAAUAUCAACCCCCUUCGAUUAGAAGACAGUGUAUCAUAUUCAUUGAUGGCAUAUCAUGAUAACUUAGAUUUAAGUAGUGUUGAUAUAGCAGAAAGUGUACUUCAAGUAGCCUCUGCUUCAAAUUACAAGAUAGAAUGUGAAGAAAAUUCAUGUUUUCCUGGAAUUCAUCCUCCUAUUGAAACAUCUCUAGUAUGCAGCUUAAAUGAUGGUGUAGAUUUGUCUCCUAAUUCUUCACAGCAAUACUUAUCUGAUUAUGUUGUUCCACAUCAGUUUCCAUUUUUGAAUAUUUGAAGUAUUUCAAUGUUACAAAAUUGCAUUUAGGGAUGUUUAUUAAUGAUGAAACAAAUUUUUUGUGAUGUAAAAUUAAUAUUGUACAAAAUAUUACCAAUAUUAGGGUAUUAAGUAUGAUUUAAUUUCUGUAGUCUACGUGACUUCUUAUGCUUAAUAUCUUACUUAUUUGGUUUUAUAUGAAAAAUAUUAUUUAGCUAUUAUAAAAAUGAGUGGCGCUGAAGUGUUUAAAAUAUACAAUAUAUAAUAUUAUUAUAUUGUCUAUAACAUCGUACAUCAAGGGGCCCCCACCACCCUACUCUUACUACAAUAUUACAAUAUUAUAUACUCAUGGACCAGGGUCGUUAUAGUUAUAAUUUAUACAUUACAUAUUGGAUAAUAAAAGAAAAAUAUUUUCUCAUUAAGUAUCUGGUUGGUGUUUGUACGGUCUUCUAGAAAGAUAUCUUGUGGUAGGCGCAGUUCUAGCCUAAAAGUGUAUGUUAUUUCUCCAAAUUUUGAAUUGGGUAGCUUCUUUGGUUUUCUCUUGAUUAUUGUGAAUGUUUUUGAGUAUAAAGUUUAUAAUAGUAUUACAGAUAUGAAAAUUGACAAAAUGUAAAUUAUCUUCUGUAGGCUACAACACCACUUUCCUCAACUUAAGUCUUUACUGUAAAAUUCACAAUAAGACUCCAUAAAAUAAAUAUAAUUCUGGUUUUCUUACAUUAUUAAAAAUAAUACAUUUUUAUCAUUUAUUGUUCUGUUAUAAUAUUUCAUAAAUAUAGGCUAUUUAAAUAAAAAUAAAAAAAAUUAGCAAAAGAAAAUACCAAUCGUAAAACCAACCUUGUUUUGUUUAGAAUCUAAAAUCCAAAAAACUGUAAACUUCUUUAUGAUGAAUAUUUUGAGCUUAUUUUUCAAAUUACCAAAAUAAAUGUCAAGAAAUAAAAUAUUAUAUUUUGGAAAUAUAAAACAGCAUGUAGUAACAAGUAUACAAAUAAAGACUGAAUAUUGUUUAACACCUUAAAAACUGAAUUAUUAUUGUAUUGGAUUAGUAAAUUGUGUUAGAUUAAAAAAAAAAAUUUUGGUAAAUUGAUGAACAAGAUUCUUUUAACAUAUAUUAAUUACAUUUAAAUGUAUUAUUUUGUUUUACUUAAAAGAGAUCUGUUAUUUAAUAAAAAUCUGUAUUCUUUAGUUAAGACUUGUAUGUAUUAAUUUUAGUCAGUGGUCUCCAACGGCUUCAACUAUGUUUCGGCUGAGAGCUUGUGCGCUACCUAUUAAAGAUAUAUUAUAUUGUAUAUAUUUUAAUAUUAUAUUAUUGUUAAAUAAUUGUAUACCUAAGCGAAACGUUUAUCAAAAUGAGUGUGAAAACCCCUGUUGGUAAUUUCAAAUCUUAUAUAAUAAAAUACAAUUUUAUGAGUUCAAUGAACAGUUAUCUAUACUAAAUCAAUACUCAUUUUGAUAAGUGUUUAAUUUUAAUUUUUCAACCAAAAUUCAAUUAAAAUUGAAGCCAACAAAUUUUAAAUAAAAUUGUCUUUUAUCAA
Messenger RNA from Metopolophium dirhodum (rose-grain aphid), 3254 nucleotides. RefSeq names its product gastrula zinc finger protein XlCGF57.1-like. The record is from RefSeq and is a predicted model, not a curated record. Lineage: Eukaryota; Metazoa; Arthropoda; Insecta; Hemiptera; Aphididae. Gene Ontology annotation, molecular function: RNA polymerase II cis-regulatory region sequence-specific DNA binding; DNA-binding transcription factor activity. The coding region runs from base 271 to 1743 and encodes 490 amino acids. The transcript has 4 exons. Gene Ontology annotation, biological process: regulation of transcription by RNA polymerase II.